This is a messenger RNA of Nematolebias whitei (Rio pearlfish), 858 nucleotides long. It is a transcript of the gene cotl1, whose product is annotated as coactosin-like F-actin binding protein 1. Gene Ontology annotation, cellular component: site of polarized growth; plasma membrane; cortical actin cytoskeleton. The transcript has 4 exons. Gene Ontology annotation, biological process: regulation of actin filament polymerization. The record is from RefSeq and is a predicted model, not a curated record. Gene Ontology annotation, molecular function: actin filament binding. Lineage: Eukaryota; Metazoa; Chordata; Actinopteri; Cyprinodontiformes; Rivulidae. Bases 387 to 815 code for a protein of 142 amino acids.
CCGUUAGCCUGACAGCGGCCGGCAGAGAUUAACUGUGUAGGCGGUGAACGCAGCGUCCGGGGGGAACUUCUCUGUCUGUCUGCUGGCAACCUGAUUGACUAACAUCACCAACGCCCAUAAAGGCCAAAGAUCCAGGAAAUGAACCGAAUUUUUUACUAGAAGAACCUUCGUCUCCCGUUAAGUCCUACCGGCUCAGUUGCUUCAGUGCUGCGGUCGUGAUUUUGUCCUGGAGCCAUUGAACGUUACAAUCGAUCGAGACUCGUCUGAUGUGUAGCAUCAACCCUUCAAGUUAGCCGCAGUUUCUUAAAGACCGUGUAACGUUCCCUGUCUUUUGGACCGAUCCACUACUCACUGCGACUGAUCAACUCCUGUCAACCUGAAAAAAAAUGGCAACCCAGAUCGAUAAAGAGGCUUGCAGAGAGGCUUACAACGAUGUUAGAGACGACAACACGGAAACCAACUGGGCUGCGUUUAAAUAUGAGGGCUCCAUGAUCGUGCCUGCAGGGCAGGGGACUGCCUAUGAGGACUUCAAGAAGUUAUGCACAGAUGACGAGCGUCUGUUCGGCUUCAUCCGAUUCACGACGGGAGAUGCCAUGAGCAAACGAGCAAAGUUCACGCUCAUCACCUGGAUCGGGGAAAACAUCAGCGGGCUGCAGCGGGCCAAGAUCAGCACCGACAAGACUCUGGUCAAAGACGUUGUGCAGAACUUCGCCAAGGAGUUCAUGAUCAGCGACCCACGAGAACUGGAAGAAGACUACCUGCGCAAGGAACUGAAGAAGGCAGGCGGCGCCAACUAUGAUGCUCAGGCAGAGUAGAGGAGCCACCGCGGUUCACUGGAAGCAUAUGGGUUGAGGGAUU